Molecule: messenger RNA, 3091 nt
Organism: Panicum virgatum (switchgrass)
Lineage: Eukaryota; Viridiplantae; Streptophyta; Magnoliopsida; Poales; Poaceae
Product: calmodulin-binding protein 60 E-like
Exons: 12
Coding region: 255-2213 (652 amino acids)
Biological process (GO): regulation of salicylic acid biosynthetic process
Cellular component (GO): nucleus
Molecular function (GO): sequence-specific DNA binding; DNA-binding transcription factor activity; calmodulin binding
Source: RefSeq, a predicted model, not a curated record
UGCGUAGUUGUCAUGUUUCUGCGCUUUUGCUGUUAUUGUCAAUACUUGAAGAAUUCUUAUACAUCAAAUUAUUGGACUCAUUGUCGAGCCCCUCCUUCCUUUGUCUCAUCAUUUUUGUUGGGUCCUUCCUUCUAGCUUUCCUAUGUCUUCAUAAGAGCAGCAGCUCUAGGGUGGGCCCCAGUCCCCCCUGCACCCUCCUUGAAUCCGCGUUAUGUUUUAGUAUAAUAAAAGUGUGGGAGGAUUCUGGAGAGAAGAUGACUCCUCACCGUCGCAGAACAUUCAAAGUAUUGUUGAUUUUAGCAUUGCUAUUGUUCAUCGCCGUAAGCACAGCUGAAGGAGUAUCGGACGACCCGGGGAACACUUACUCAGGCGCUGGUCCACCUCCGUUUACUUCCGGGGAUGAAUAUUACUCUUUUAUUGUUAGCCAACAACAAAUGUCACUGGAGCAGGGUGGUUAUGGCGUCCAUCGUGGCGUGGACCCUUUUACGGAGAAAUUGAGCAUGGCUAUGAUGAAGAUUAACGAAGGAAAUAAAAUGAGAGAGGAAGGAAAUAAGAUGAUCGAGGAAGGAAAUAAGAUGAUCAAGGAAGGAAUUAAGUCCCUCCUUGAUAUGAGACCAUAUUGGAGCAAGCGGACUCGGUAUGCUAAUGAUCACCAUCCUGCUAGGCUGGAGGCAGUAGGACCAUCGAGCCAGGCACAUAACAUCAACGAAGAACGCCCAGGCCAGAAUCAUAAGUUUAAGCUUUGUUUCCAUGGCAGUUUGAAGCCUUGCAUCAUCUACACAAACAUACCCUUACCAGUACAGAGCGACAAAGGAAUAGAGAUUGUGAUAUGCAGGGAUGAUCAAAUAAUCACAUCGGGUCACCUUGCUUCACUGACAGUGGAAAUUGUGGCUUUAGAGAGCGACCAUUCCUGCAAAGGUGAGUGGACGGAAGAGGAUUUUGACCGCCAAAUAAGGAAGAGCCGAGAUGGAGGAGAAUCUGUGCUGGACGGAGAACGACUCGUGAAGCUAGUCAAUGGCAAGGCCUCUCUUGGUAACAUUCGCUUCAAGGAAGGCUCCACGGGGACACGCACUAGGGAGUUCGUCCUUGCGGCGAGAGUUUGUAGAAGUGAAAACAUUGAAGGACCUCGGGUUGAAGAGGCGUUCAUGCACCCUCCUUUCACCGUGAAGGUAGAGCGGAGCAAGGCAAAUGAAAAGAGUCCCCUUCCAAAGUUGGAUGACAAAGUAUAUUGUUUGAAGGGAAUAGCAAGGGGUGGAGUUUACCAUAAAAGGCUCGAGCAGAAGAACAUAUGUACGGUGCAGGAUUUCUUAAAGGCUUUUAAUAGAGAUCCAUAUCAGCUCAGUCAGGUUCUGAAUAUUGAAUUAAAGCAUGCUUCCUGGGCAACUAUUGUUGAGCAUGCGAUGGAAUGUGAUCUCACAGACAAAAACGAACUGAAAUCAUACAAGGUUGAAACAGAAAAUGUCACGUUCUUCUUCAAUUGUGUGGAUGAUCUUAUCGGAGCAGAAUUUCAUGAUAACUCUGAUGCAGAGGGCAAGUUUAAAUUGUUUAAUGACAAGGAAAAGGCUCAAGCGAAGACAUGUUUAAAACAGGCAUACAAUAAAUUGGAUGCCAUUGAAUUUGACUAUGUUAUGGAUGGCAAUCGUCCUGUCAAAAUCUUCUCAAAUAUCAUUGCUGCUGCUGGGAGCACAUCCAUUCCAAUGUUGUUAGGGCCAACACAACAAAAUGCUCCUACUACUCCUAGUCAUCAAGCAAAGUUUCAAGGAUCUGAGAACUUUGUGAGUAGUCCUGCUUCUGGGAUUGAUUGCGCACCUGGCCUUCCUCUUGGAGAUGCAAACCGCAACGCUGCAAGACCGACUGCAUCAGGACCAUCUCAUUUAGUUCAUGACGACAGACAUUUAAACCAAGGUCUAGGUCAGAAUGACAUUCCUCAAGGAGACCUCAAUUGCAGUGCUGAUGUGGGCAUCGAUGAUGUCUGGGAAUCACUCAAAGAACUCGAACAAACUAUUAAUAUGCCAGAAUGUUCAGGGAUCACCGGUGCACCGGGCAUGCCGUCCUUUUCUCCAAAUGUGCACGGUACAACUUUUGUCGCUUUGGCACGUGAAAGAAAAGAGAUACAACUCCCUCAAUCCAAAAAUAUAAUAAUUUCUAGUUGGUUUAAUUUGUUCUGCAGUUUGAUUAAUCUUGUAGAAACAAUAUUUGUGAUGUCGAAUUAAUUAGUACUAUUCAUUCGCAAAUACAUUUGUUUAGUUUACUUUUUUGAUAUGGUGUGUUGAUACUUACUCUUAUAUAUAAAGUUGAUCAAACUUAAUAUGGUUUUGGAUAAACCAAGAAAUGCUUGUACUUUAGCAUAGAGCUAUAAUUUUACAGGAUCAUUUAUGUAGGCACAUGAACUGCAAAAGGACCUAUAACCUAAUAUGAUAAUUCCUUCUAGUGUAAAUUGCUUUUAGAAAAUAAUAAAAGCAGUUACUUUUCUUGUAGCGUAGAUGAUAAUCGCUAUAUAAUCACAUAGGUAGGUUAUCUGCUAGGCAUUGAGGACAUUCUGAUGAUUCCCUAUUUCCUUUUGACGUUAUUGAUAUUAGAAAUUUUGGUAAUAUAAGUCUUCUUUUUACUUGGUCCUUUUUGAUCUUUUACUAAGUCUCAUGAUCUGCGAUUCCCACUGUUUUAAAUUAUACGACUUUCAUUUCACUAGGACAAACAUUUGGCCAACAAUUACUCUACCAAUGCAUAAUUUUUGUAAAAAAAAUUAUGCUGUUAGAUUCAUAUUCAAAAGUACUGUCCUAUGAUUAUACUUUUGUAUCACAUAAUUGUGACAUUAAUAGAGUAAUUGUUGGUCAAUGUAUUAUCCUAACAAAACAAAAUAUGUCUCAUAAAAUGGAUUAGAUGGAGUAAUUAAUUAGAAAUUAGAUAAGUUAUUGCAUUACAAAAACCUGGAUAGAUGCGUGAGAAGAAAAUAUGGAUUGCCAUCUUCUCAAAAUAUUUAUAUUUGAUUUGAGAAACAAACUGCUACUGUUUGUAAAAAGCAAAAACGACAAUAUUUUUUCCACAAUAACAUUGAAGAUAAGCACGGCAUAAGAAUUGCAGACUGAUCCAU